This is a messenger RNA of Stegastes partitus (bicolor damselfish), 1154 nucleotides long. RefSeq names its product guanine nucleotide binding protein (G protein), beta polypeptide 3a (gene gnb3a). NCBI's taxonomy places the organism in Eukaryota, Metazoa, Chordata, Actinopteri, Pomacentridae. Gene Ontology annotation, molecular function: protein binding. Gene Ontology annotation, biological process: signal transduction. The record is from RefSeq and is a predicted model, not a curated record. The transcript has 9 exons. The coding region runs from base 132 to 1154 and encodes 340 amino acids.
UAUUUACGAAAGUUUGCAAAGUAGACGAGGGUUAGUUUGACUUGCAAAGCAGCGUUUACUUGGAGACGAGCAGGAUUUCCAGCUUUCCUGACUUCUCUCCUCGUCUCCUCUGGUGACUGACAGCCUUCGCCAUGGGUGAAAUGGAGCAACUGCGAAAGGAGGCCGACAGCCUCAAAGACCAGAUCACAGCGGCCCGGAAGGCGGUGCAGGACUCCACCCUGCAGGAGGCAGCAGCCAGCAUCACUGUGGUUGGUCGAGUCCAGCUGAAGACCAGGAAGACGCUCCGAGGUCACCUGGCCAAGAUCUACGCCAUGCACUGGUCCACCGACUCCAAGUUGUGUGUCAGCGCGUCGCAGGAUGGAAAACUGAUCGUGUGGGACAGUAUCACGACCAACAAGGUGAACGCCAUCCCCCUGAAGUCAUCCUGGGUGAUGACCUGUGCGUACGCUCCUUCAGGUAACCUGGUCGCCUGCGGCGGUCUGGACAACAUGUGCUCCAUCUACAAUUUGAAGGGCAAAGACGGGAACGUGAAGGUGAUGCGGGAGCUGGCAGCGCACACAGGUUACCUGUCCUGCUGCCGCUUCCUGAGCGACAGCGAGAUCAUCACCAGCUCCGGAGACUGUACCUGCGUUCUGUGGGACAUCGAGACAGGAACCCAGAAGACGGUGUUUGCUGGACAUCAGGGCGACUGCAUGUCUCUGGCUGUUUCUCCAGAUUUCAAGUUCUUCAUCUCAGGAGCCUGCGACUUCACGGCCAAGCUGUGGGAUAUCAGGGAGGCAAGCUGCAGGCAGACGUUUGGAGGCCACGAGAGCGACAUCAACGCUAUUGGGUUCUUCCCAAACGGUAACGCCGUGAUCACCGGUUCUGAUGAUGCCACCUGUAAACUGUACGACCUGCGGGCCGACCAGGAGCUCAUCACCUACCAGGACUCCGGCAUCAUGUGUGGCGUCACCUCGCUGGCUCCAUCAGUGUCCGGACGCCUCCUGCUCGCCGGAUACGACGACUUCAACGUCAACAUCUGGGACGCUCUGAAGGCCGAGAGAGUUGGUGUGCUGGCGGGUCACGACAACAGAGUGAGCUGCAUCGGCGUGUCGUCAGACGGGAUGGCGUGUUGCACCGGAUCCUGGGACAGUUUCCUGAAGAUCUGGAACUGA